AUGGUGUGUACAAAAUACAAUAAAAUUUUAACCUUUUAUCAUUAUAAUCCAAUUGCAAUUACACAAGGAAUGGAGAAAUUCUUUCCAAAUAUCCAUACCCAACAUCAUUACCAUCGAGAUGAUGUUGUGUUGAAUGUAGGUUUUCAUCUGUGUGAAUAUGAAAUGUCUAUUGAUGAAUAUAAUGAGAUUCAAAAAAGAAGUGGAGAGUGGAAAUGUUUACAAGUAAAGAACAGAGAAGGAUAUUUAAAACCAAGUGAAUUUCAUGUUGUUAACAUUAUUGAUCAAAACUUGUUAUUAGAAGAAAGACAUGUGAAAUUUGAUUUUUCUAUAGUUAGAGAAAUAAGAGAUGGAUUUCACUUUCCUAUGAGAACAAAAGAGGUUGUUCUAUCAACUCAACUCAAAACACUUCCAGACAGAUGUUUUAUGAACUGCUUUGCAUUGAAAGAAAUAGACUUGAAGAAUAUACAGAAGAUUGGUGAUAAUUGUUUUAGUAUGUGCUCUCAACUUACAUCAUUGACAAUUUCAUCAUUCCUGACUGAGAUAGGGAGAGAUAGUUUUAAGAUGUGUGAUUCUAUUCAACAUAUUUCUAAUACUGGAAAUAAAAUAAUACCAACAAGAAUGGAUUAUCAAUUGUCACAAGUCUUUGAAGAGGCUGGUAUAAUUAUUACUGAAAAACGAAUGAGUAAAGUUGACAUUCAACAAAAUGAUUGGAAGUUAUGUAGUGGGUGUGUUGAAAUAGGAGAUGGGAGUUUUGAGACAAGCACAAUUGAGUCAAUUGAUCUGAGCGAAGUUGAAAAGAUUGGAAAUCAUUGUUUCUUUUGUUGUAACAACUUGAGCAAAGUCAUAUUUAGUGAUAAAAUCACUUCCAUAGGUGAAUGGUCAUUCUGUGAGUGUCCAAGACUUUCAAUAAUUGAGUAUAACAGUCAAACCCCAUUGAAGACACAAAUCCCACAUUUUAUUCGAGCACUGAUUCAUAACCAUCAAAAGGUUUGUUCUAGCAAAGACUGUUAUUGUAAAGAAGACCAAAUUCAGUAUCAAGGAUCAAUACCAGAUGGUGUUGAAGUAAUUGAAAAGAAUGUAUUUAUGAGAGAAUAUUCAAUUAGAGAAAUCAAUAUCCCAUCCACAGUCACAGAAAUAAAGUCUAUGGCAUUUCAAUACAUGGAUAGUCUUACUUCAAUCACAUUAUCCAAACAACUAAUGAAGUUACCAAAUUACUUUCUUAGAGGGUGUAGAAGCAUUGAACUGAUUGAUACAAAAAAUGUCGAAGAAAUAUCAAAAGGAUGUUUUGAUGAUUGUCUUGAAUUAACCAGAAUAAAGAUUUCAAAUAACCUUCAUUCUAUCUCACCAAAGUCUUUUCUUAAUUGCUCUAAGUUAAUGAAAAUAGAUGUACAAGGACUGCAAGAAAUGAAAGGUAAAAUAAGAUAUAAGAUAUAUUCAUUACUGAAAGAGGAAGGUGUUGUUUGUGAUAAUUGCUGCUUAAUUCAUGAUGAUAUUAAUGAAGAGGAAGAAAAUUUCAAUAUCCAAGAAGGAGUAACAAGAAUAGCUUCAUACUGUUUCAAUAGUAUGAAUAUCAAGAAGAUUUCUAUACCAAAAAGUGUGAGAGUGAUUGAAAAAAAUGCUAUUUACAAUUGUACAAUAGCUCAAAUGGAAGUGAGUGAUGUUAAUAAAAUUGAGUAUGAAAAGGGUUGUUUUAAUGGAACUGAAAUACAAAAUAAAACAUUCUCUGAAGAGUGUUUUAAUGAUUAUGAUGACUUAUAUUUCAUUGAACAAUUUAAUGAUGGAAUGAAUUAA
This is a messenger RNA of Entamoeba histolytica HM-1:IMSS, 1791 nucleotides long. RefSeq lists its product as uncharacterized. Lineage: Eukaryota; Evosea; Mastigamoebida; Endamoebidae. The transcript has a single exon. Bases 1 to 1791 code for a protein of 596 amino acids. The record is from RefSeq and is a predicted model, not a curated record.